UUCAAGCAAUAGCACGAACAUCAGAAAAUUGGAGAAGCCUCGAGCAUAUGAGCAGAGGUAGCUGAGGGUAGGGAUGGCGAGAAUUACAGAAAUCAAAGAGGGCAAACACAGAGAGAGAGAGACAGAGUUCAUAGCGAACAAAUGAUUAACCUGGUAGGCAGUGGAAAAUACAUGAUUUUCCAUGGAACAUGCAGACAUCUUCAAAAAACAGGACAUUGAGUUUUCAAAGUUUUGGAAAUUAGUGUAAUAGUUGAUUUAGAGUGAAUCAAAUUGCUGUUCACACCAUUGCCAUCACCUUGCCGUUGUGAAGACAGACAUGGAUAAAGUUCUCAAAGCUGAUAGAAAAUUGAAAGCACUGGCAUCCUGUGACGAUGAUCUCUUCAAACAAGUCGCUGAACCCACAGAUUUAUGUGACCAACGAAGCCUGAGCCUUUUGCUUCACGAUGCAGUCCAGAUCCCUCGGCAGCUGGGUGAGGUAGCUUCAUUUGGAGGCAGCAGCAACAUUGAACCAAGUAUCCGCAGUUGCUUCCAACAUGGCCAGAACAAACCAGAGAUUGAUGUUGAACACUUUGUAGAGUGGAUGAGAUUGGAGCCUCACUCCAUGGUGUGGCUGCCUGUUCGACACCGUGUGGCAGCUGCUGAAACUGCAAAACAUCAGGCUAAGUGCAACAUCUGCAAAGAGUACCCAAUCGUAGGUUUCAGGGAAAAAAGCCUUGAAAGUGCCGUUAAUGUUUUGCAUGGCGAGCUGCUGAAUACGAACCAGUCUCACACCAUUACCAUCACCUUGCCCUUGUGAAGGCAGAUAUGGAUAAAGUUUUCAAAGCUGAUAGAAAAUUGAAAGCACUCACAUCCUGUGACGAUGAACCUACCCUGGAAGAGAGAGCCCAGAGAAUUGCCAAAGCUGUCCGCAAACAGUCAAUAGAAAUGAAGGAAAAUUGGGAGCAAUUGAAAACCCGUGCGAGCAACUGGCAGAAACAGGUGGAAAAGGCGUUGGAGAAACUUCAAGAACUGCAGAAAGCUCUGGAUGAUCUUGAGGCUCAUGUGAUAACAGCUGAGGGGGUCCGCACUGAUUGGCAACCUGUGGGUGACCUGCUUAUUGACUCAUUGCAGGGUCACAUUGAUAAAACCACAAUGACCCUUGUAGAGUCACGUCAAGCCAAUUUUCAAAGAAAGCACUCUGAUUGUUCCACUCAUACCCCUGGAAAAGGAAGUUGCAGAACGUCACUGACUGACUUUACUUAUUUGAAUACAGCGUAAGGUACAUAGAACAUCGAACAGUACAGGCCCUUCAGCCCACAAUGUUGUGCCGAACUUUUACCCUAAACCUCAGGUCUAUCUAACCUCCACCCCUCUCUUAAACUGCCUGUCUAAUAGUCACUUAAAUGCCCCGAAUGAGGCCGACUCCACAACCUGC
Messenger RNA from Stegostoma tigrinum, 1414 nucleotides. Its product is annotated as utrophin-like. The transcript has 6 exons. Gene Ontology annotation, cellular component: plasma membrane. Gene Ontology annotation, biological process: synaptic signaling. The coding region runs from base 317 to 796 and encodes 159 amino acids. The record is from RefSeq and is a predicted model, not a curated record. NCBI's taxonomy places the organism in Eukaryota, Metazoa, Chordata, Chondrichthyes, Orectolobiformes, Stegostomatidae.